AUGAGUUAUUUCAUUGUUUCGCUCGUGGUAAUCACAACAAUUACUUUAUCUUCAUCCCAAGCAUUCAGAGAAGUAGUUGAUUGUGAGAAAAUAACAAUAAACAGAUGUUACAUUGGGAGUGAAAGAAUCUUCUCAAGCGAAUUCAUUUUCCUGAGAAAGCAUGAGAACAUCGUUUCUAUCGAUAUGAAUGAUAAUAAGAACAUUCGAUAUUUACCGAUCAAUACAGCUGAGAUGUUUCCUAAUUUAAUAGUUUAUCAAGGUUCUCGUUGUAGCAUCAAAGCAAUACAUAAGAUUAACUUUCAGAACUUGACAAAGACGGAAACACUCGCUCUACCUUUCAACUACAUCGAGACAAUCGAAGGAAACACUUUUGAAGAAAUGAUUUCAUUGACACAUCUCGAUUUACAAAAUAAUCGAAUUAAACAUAUGAACGGACGAGCUUUGGAUGUCAUAAUAAACGUGCAACGUGUCAUAUUAAUAAACAAUAUUUGUAUUGACAAAGACUUUGACGAUGACAACGGAUCGAGACCUGAAGUUAUAGCAGAAAUGCCUUCGAUUGUACAAGAAAAUUGUGGCUUUUGUGACAUGACUGACAUCUUAAGUCAUUGUGAUGUUAUAAACAACUUUAAAAGUACAAUUCGAUUAAUGUUACGAAGCUUUCAGAUUCGUAAUCAAUUAACCGCUGACACUAAAAUAGUUUCAGAAACAAGCCACGAGGGCGAAGAACCAGGAAAUAAAACUUGCGAAGCAGAAGACAUGAUAAAAAGUUUCAUGCAUCAAUUGUGA
Molecule: messenger RNA, 786 nt
Organism: Clunio marinus
Lineage: Eukaryota; Metazoa; Arthropoda; Insecta; Diptera; Chironomidae
Source: the annotation of a GenBank genome assembly